GGACCGCGACGGGAUAUUCCCCCGGACAGGAGACGGGAUGCUCGCCCAAACCCCAGCUGACCCCUGGGAGCGGGAUGCUCCCCGUCCCCAGAGCCGCCUCCCUGGACCGGGUUGCCAACCCCACCCCGCAGUUCACCGAACUGGGCUGCUCCUCCUGGGAUCCCUCUUACCCGAACCGGGCUACCCCUUGGAGCUGGGUCCCCGCCCGGACCGUCCCCCUUCACUGGAGCUUCCCCGGGUCCCCGCACCGGGCUGCUGCCCUUCCCUGAACCCGGCACCUGCCUCCCCGAACCCGGCUCUUCCCCCUUCCCAAACUGGGCUCCCACAACGCCACCCGCCUCCCCGAACCGGGCUGACACCCCCCUCGGGGACACGUGUCCCUCUGACCCCACCGAGCUGCCUCCCUCCGGUCUCGGCUCUCCCGCCGGGCUCUGCCCGCCCGGUCCCCGCUCCCGCACCGGGCUGUGGUCCCGCUCCGUGCACCGGGCUCCGCUCCCGCUUCUCCGCUCGGUCUGCCCGCCCCGCCGGUGCCCGCACCGAGCUGCCCCCCUUCUCCUCCCGGCCCCCCCAGCCGGGAUGCCUACCCCCGCCGCCUCCCCGGCUCCCCGGGCAGGUGCCGGUGCCGGUGCCGCCGCGGGGCGGGCGGUGGGUGCCCCGAGCUGCGGUCGCGCACGGCAGCCGCACGCACACGCACACACACACACGCGUACGGGGGGCACACACAUAUGCACACACAUGCACACACUCGGCUGCACACCAGCACCUCCUGUGCACGUACCCCGUGCAACAAGGACCCCUCCGUGCACUCCCCGACAGCGCCAGAACCCUCCCUGGGCACCGCGGGGGUCUGCGUGGGGAGGGGCAUUGGAGCAGAGAACACGGUGGGUUUUGCAUGGGGUGUGCCUGGGAGACAACCACGGGGCAGAGCUGGGCUGGGGGUGCUGGGGCUGCAGCCUGAGCCCCCUCCCAGCCCUUAAGGCAGCAGGGAGAGCUCCCACCCGGCCGCUACCCACCCUGAGUCCCCACAAGGUUGCAGCCUGUCCCCAAAUCCCCAGAAGGAAUUGGGGGUUUGACCUUGGUUUAUACCAGAUAUGAAAUGCUCCAAACUGAGACCGCCUGGCCCCUGUGGUCCCACCAUAGUCUCACUGCAGUCCCAUGGCACAGAGUUCCCCCUUUGCACACACACACAUGCUGUUUAUUCAUUUAUUCACAGAGACUCACGUCAGUGCCCACACUCUGCUUCUCCCUGACCUGGCACCGGACCCAGGCCCGUGCCCCGGCAGUGACCUGCUGGCAGCCGCAGCUUCCCCUCAUUUGUUAAUAAGACGUACUCUAUUUCCACAUUUGGAGCGGUGCCUGGGGAUGUGGAUGUAAAUCCCGAGCGAUAGCGGGUGGGCUGCUGACAGCUGCCGGGAAGGUUUGUCCAUCACAUUGCCAUUCCCUUCAACACCUUCACAUGCCUCCAACAUCUCCCACAAGCUCACCCAGUGCUGCCUGCACAGUGCCAGGGACACAGGGAUGCGUGGCCAGUGCCCUGGGCCCCCUGUGCCCUGCACCCUGUCCCGCCCAUGUCCUGAACCCUGUCCCCCCUCAGAGUGUUCCUCUGCAGCCACACUGGGCUCCCUGCCAGUCACAGUUGGAGAACGUUGCCCUGUGUGGGGAUGUCAGAUGGGAGUCUCCUGCCACCUGUGCCAUGACAGGGGCAGGGAUUUUCUCUGGAGUCUCUGUCAGAUGCAGCUAAAAGGGACUGAAAAGGGUCAGAGAGUUUAAGGAGUGCCGCACAGAUAAAGAGAUGCAUCUGUGUUUUCUGAGGGCUAGGCAGGCUCAGCACCCAUCCAGGCUCAGCACCCAUCCACGCUCAGCACCCAUCCAGGCACAGUGCCUAUCCAUGAUGCUGACCAGCAUCCACCAGACUGGCACAUCCACUCCCCAAGGUGCAGCAGGGAACAGGACUGCAAGGUGGGCUAGGAGAACAUGACUCUAAGGAUGGUUUAUAGUCUCACUUUUUCCCAUCUCAGAGGCAUGGAUACACAUUAUUUUAUUGGGUUUUUAAGUUUGCAGUGGAAGUUUUGUGUGCUGUGACCCACCUGCUCUCUACUCCUGUCUCCUCAGUGUUGAAGGUCAGGCUGGAGGGUGCUGGGAGCAGCCUGGUCUAGAGGAAGGUGUCCUCUGCCGAUGGCAAGAGGCUUGGAAUGAGAUGAUCUGUAAGGUCUCCUCCAACUCAAACCAUUCCGUGACUCUAUGAAACACAGAAGCUUCCCAGCACAAUGUCCCUGGGGACUCAGCCAAAAGUGGGCCGAGAAAAAAGCAGAAUUAAAAAUAAAUCUAACACCAGGGAGACAGGGAGAACCACAGGUGCCUUGUGAUACAGCAACAGCUGAUGCACUGGGCUGUGCCUGGGAGCAGCGAGAGCCUUGCUGUGCUCUGCCUGAAUAUAAUGCAUGGAAAGCACGAAGCAGAGGGUGACAAACUAAUUUUUUUCCUGGCUGGUGACACUGAAGUGUGCAAACAUACUGCCUUCUGCUCUUGGUGGUGGCUGGGGCUGGUGCAGGUGGGUGGCUGUGAACCUUUCCCCUUCCUCCUCCGAAGAGCUGGGCUUUGGGGGACCUUUUGUGUUUGUUUGUUUAUUUGUUUAUUUGUUUGUUUUUCUUGGUUUUUUUUCUUUUUCUUCUGCAAAUUUGCUUCACAAGGGAGUUUUAUCAGACGUGCCUGGAGCCACGCAGGAGCUGCUCACCUGCAGAGAA
Myiozetetes cayanensis is the source of this 2744-nucleotide messenger RNA. Its product is annotated as basic proline-rich protein-like. Bases 38 to 958 code for a protein of 306 amino acids. The transcript is spliced from 2 exons. The record is from RefSeq and is a predicted model, not a curated record. Lineage: Eukaryota; Metazoa; Chordata; Aves; Passeriformes; Tyrannidae.